ACACAGAAAAAAGGUCUCUCUCUCUCUUUCUGUUAUGAUCGCCAGGCCCACCAGAGAUUUGAACGCCCGCAAAACGAGAGUAUCUCACUCCGAGGAGUGGCGCUCAACCACACCAGAGAAAGAGAAAGAGCGAACCAUUUCAGGAUUUUCCCCCAUGAAGAAGAUGAGCUGGAGGAUUAGACGACAGAGAAGAAGACGAGUCCAGAGAUCGGGGGCUCUUCUAUGUAGUUGGGCCCUGGCACUUCUCUCAUCAUCAUCAUCAUCAACAUCAUCCAAGAAGAAGAUUUUUGGUGUAGCCCGCAAAGAGUACCUAGAGGGCAAAGAAGAAGCGCCCCUCAUUGCCAUUGCUGAUCUUUCCAAGGAGGAAGGAAGGAAGGAAGGAAGCUUGCUAGCGAGCUAGCUAGCAAGCAAGCAUGAAAGAAGCAAGGGCCACUCCUUGAGGAACACCAUCACAUUUUACUCUGCCCAAGUGACUUACUUACUUCCACGACCUAUUGGACUGAAUGAGUUUCGUGAAAUCAGUCGAGGACACCACUUGAACCUGUCCGGUUCAUAUCCACCAAACAUAUUUAUUUUCUCAACCCCGGGGGGGAGGGCUCAGUGAAAUCAUGUUCGGCUCAUCCAACCCCCAUCCUCAUCCGCAUCUGUCUCAUCCUCAUCUGUCACCGUUUGGAAACCCCUUUGAUCAGACCAAGAUCGACAAACUGGAUCCGAUGCAGAAUCAACUGUGUCGCGUUUGUAACGAGCCAGCGGCGGGAUUUCACUUUGGGGCCUUCACUUGCGAAGGGUGCAAGUCGUUCUUCGGUCGGACGUGUAACAACCAAUCCGUGAUCCAGGAGUGUAAGAACAACUAUCGAUGCGAAAUCAAUAAGAAGAACCGCACCACUUGCAAAGCCUGUCGACUCCGCAAAUGCCUUCUGGUGGGCAUGUCCAAGUCGGGAUCGCGAUAUGGUCGCAGGUCGAAUUGGUUCAAGAUUCACUGUUUGAUGCAGCAGCAAGCUAAUGGUGGACCGGCAAGCUCACACGCGGGAUCGAGCGCAAAUCUGCCCCCGAUAUUGCCCGCCUCCAUACACACGCCCACCAUGUCCAUGUCCUCACCUGCGUUGACCACUUCACCCUCAGGGUUGUGGAGGCCACAAGAACCUUCGCCCAGUCCUCGAUCCGCCAUUUCCGAACCGCCUCGACUCUUUGAUGUGGGUCUGUCCCGAUCGAGUCGUCCCAGCCCUAGUCCGCCCCCGACCUCUACCAUCUCGGCCGAGAGGGACUUGAGCAAGUUUCUAAGACUGAAAUCAUCCGCAUCCGGCGGCCUCCGCGAGCCCUUUAGAUCAGCGUCGCCCAUAGAAGAAAAGCCAGAGGUCCCCAUCAGUCACACUCUGGGCUCCCUGGCCUCUCGGUUCCAUCCUAUGUACUCUCCAUUCGGGACCGCUUUGCCUCUUCUCCCGCCCACGUUCAAUUUCCCCACUUUUGCCAAUCUGCCCCUCCACAAGCAAGCCCUCCUCAGCCCUCUAUUGGCGUCUAGUCAGAUGCUGGCCGCGGCAGCUGCGGCCCGGAAGGCCUACCCGCUGUUGGCUACUCCCACCGCUGAAGUGAACGUGUCUCGGGCUCCUGAGGACAUUUUGGCCGAGCAUCGGGCCCUCCUGGAGCGGUUUAGGUCCGUUUCGGCCGAAAUGGUGGCUGCAUCCGAGCGUCGAGACAACGUGAAGGUUUCACCAAAGAACUCACUGCUCACUCAAAAUAUCAUGGACCUUUCCAAGCGAUCCUCGGACGAGGAGAGCAAUGGGUCCUCGUCUCCGCCCUCAGUGGGCAGUGAGAUCAUUCCUCAUCUAAGCGAUACGGACGAGGAACACGAGGACACCGAGGUCGGGAAUCGAUCCAAGGCCGAGAGUAACAAUAACGACAAGGCCGAUCGCAAGACUGUCAAAAAGGGAGACGAGACGCCUCUCGACCUGACCUGUGUUUAAAUACAGUUAGUUAUACGCAGACUCCAUGCUGUAUGCACGUGUGUCCGUUCAAAGUUUAUUUGUCCUGUAGUUGAUGAGCUGUAUGGGGUGUCAUGGCCCCUCAAACGCGUUGUUUCCUGUUUUGUAAUAAAUCCCCCUUUCUCCACUUGGAAUAAACGUGUCGAUGAUA
Messenger RNA from Tigriopus californicus, 2130 nucleotides. RefSeq names its product knirps-related protein-like. The record is from RefSeq and is a predicted model, not a curated record. The transcript is spliced from 2 exons. Gene Ontology annotation, molecular function: sequence-specific DNA binding; zinc ion binding; DNA-binding transcription factor activity. Gene Ontology annotation, biological process: regulation of DNA-templated transcription. NCBI's taxonomy places the organism in Eukaryota, Metazoa, Arthropoda, Copepoda, Harpacticoida, Harpacticidae. Bases 609 to 1961 code for a protein of 450 amino acids.